Molecule: messenger RNA, 246 nt
Organism: Cladocopium goreaui
Lineage: Eukaryota; Dinophyceae; Suessiales; Symbiodiniaceae
Source: the annotation of a GenBank genome assembly
AUGAGAUCCAGCUACCUAGGGAACAGGGAUGAGGCUGGUUGCGAGGAUUCAGCCAGCACAGGGCGCUGGGAGUACGAGGCCCGAGGUGCUUUCAAGGCUUUUGAGGACGACUGUCAAGGGGAGGUAGAACGACUCUUCCAAGAGUACCAUAGCGGUGGACAACAACGUGUGACGGUGAAGACGGGCAAAAUUGAGAUCUCCUUGGAUUUCAAGUUGAUGACUUCGAGGGUCGGGGUCAUUCUCUGA